UUUGUGGUUGUCGAGUGACAAUUCCAACGUCAGCAUUGUAAUUCUUUCUCAUUUUAAAUAGAUAAUAAAAGAAGUAUUUGUUUCUAGGAUUUUUAUUCUGGGGGAUGAAUUAUCAAUAUGAUAAGUCUCAGGGAUAAACAAAUACAUGCCUUGAGGCAAAUGCUGAAUCUAAACCAGCAGGAAACGAAAUCUAAUACGACGGUCCCUACCUGGAAGAUUUUGAUUUAUGACCGAAUGGGACAGGACAUUAUUUCUCCUUUGAUUUCCAUUAAGGAGUUGAGAGAACUGGGAGUCACUUUACACAUGCAACUACAUUCAGACAGAGAUCCGAUCCCGGAAGUUCCAGCAAUUUAUUUCUGUGCCCCAACUGACGAGAACCUUGGUAGAAUCGGCCAAGACCUCCAGACUGGCCAUUAUGACAUUUACCAUGUCAACUUUAUAUCCCCAAUAUCGAGAGGAAGAAUGGAGGACUUAGCUUCUGCAGCAUUGAUGGCCGGAGCCGUGGCUAACAUCCACAAAGUGUUCGAUCAAUACCUGAAUUUUAUUACUCUAGAAGACGAUCUGUUUGUUUUGAGGCACCAAAACAGCGAUAUGAUCUCAUAUCAUGCGAUAAACCGAGGGGAAAUCAGGGACACUGAAAUGGAGUCCAUAAUGGACACCAUCGUCGAAAGUUUGUUCUCUGUUUUCGUGACAUUAGGAACAGUUCCAAUCAUUCGGUGUCCCAGAGGCAAUGCUGCGGAGAUGGUGGCUAAAAAAUUGGAUAAAAAGUUGAGAGAAAAUGUGUGGGACACCCGGAACAAUUUGUUCCAGGGCGAGGCGACGGGACAUUUAACAUUCCAACGGCCUCUGCUGAUUAUUCUGGAUAGAAGUAUUGACAUGGCAACACCUUUGCAUCACACCUGGACAUAUCAAGCGCUUGCUCAUGAUGUCCUCGAGUUGGCGCUAAAUAGAUUAGUUGUGGAGGAGACUGUGGGGAAGUCACCUGCUGGAGGCGCUAGAGCUAAGACUAGGGCAUGUGAGCUCAAUAACAAAGAUCGGUUUUGGCUGCAGCACAAGGGCAGCCCUUUUCCUAGGGUUGCCGAGGCUAUUCAGGAGGAAUUGGAGCAAUACAGAGCUUGUGAGCAUGAAGUCAAGAAACUCAAAUCUUCGAUGGGAACUGAUGAAGAAGUUUCACCUUAUCCCAUGCUACAAAACAACACAGCUCUUCUCACAAAUGCAGUCAACUCCUUGCCUCAAUUACUAGAAAUGAAACGAUUAAUUGAUAUGCACACCACGAUUGCGACUGGAAUUUUAAAUGCCAUCAAAUCAAGGAGGCUUGAUACUUUUUUUGAAAUUGAGGAGAAAAUAAUGUCCAGGCAGACGUUAGAUAGAAGCCUUUUGGACAUUAUCAAUGAUGCUGACUGUGGAACGCCUGAUGACAAAAUUCGAUUGUUCAUUAUUUAUUACUUAUGCAGUAACAUGCCGGAUGCUGACUAUAAUAAAUACGAGACUGCCUUAUCGAACGCUGGAUGUGAUCUGAAUCCUCUGGUGCAUAUUAAAAGAUGGAGGAAUUAUACGAGGAUGUCAGGAAUUCAAAGUCAUUACGAAGGUGGUGGAACAAGAACUGUCAGUAUGUUUUCAAAAUUAAUGAACCAAGGUUCUUCAUUCGUUAUGGAGGGAGUGAAAAAUCUUGUAGUGAAACGACACAAUCUACCAGUUACAAAAAUCGUUGACGAGUUAGUUGAGUCAAGACAAAGUUCACAUACCGAAGAUUAUUACUACCUUGAUCCAAAGCAGCUGAAGCAAGUGGAGCAAAUGCCCAAAAAUCGGACGACAUUCCAGGACGUAAUAGUAUUUGUCAUUGGUGGUGGAAAUUACAUUGAGUACCAAAAUCUUGUCGAUUAUGUCAGGCAAAAAACUGGAGGUGGUACCAAUAAACGGGUUAUUUACGGUUCAACGACCCUGGUGAAUGCCAGACAAUUCCUCAAGCAGCUCUCGUACCUCGGUCAGGAAGCACAUUGAUCAGGGUCUUUCAGAAAACAUUAAGGAAAUGUUCUGGUAGUCGACGAAGAGGCAAAAUGGACACUUUAACAUUCAUUUUACUAAUAAUCCUUAUUCAAACGCUGAUGAAAUGAAAUAAUUUUUGUUUUCUUUGGAGAGUACACUUCUUUCUCUUUGUCAUGAACCCAAACUUCUUAACUAAUCAAUUUAUCCCUUAAUUAUGAGUAUUAAAAAAAUACUAGUGUCCAUUUAACCUUCCUUUCUCUAUAUUAGUAGGGAAGUUAUACGAUAUCAACUCAACCAUAAAUCCACUGAGUUGACGAUGACUACUGCUGAAUCUAAGGAAGAGAAUGAAUUGUUAGUAAAAUCGUUACUGUAAAGUAAAAUGAAAUCUGCAGUCUUCACUUGAUACAAUACGUGAAUCCAGUUUCGAAAUUUUCCGCAUUUUUUUUUUCUAUUCUCUGAAUUAUUUAUGUUUUACAAUGCUAUUUUUCUAUUAGAUGGGGAAAUGAGAAAUAAUUGCCCACUUCAAUGAUUUGAAAAUAACUGAAAGCUAUAUUAAAAACAUGAUUGUCGAUCGUAAAUUUCCUGAAAUUUCCGAACAUGAUUUUGAUUUUUCUGCUACAUGUCAUUUUUAUAUGUGACAUUUAAAAAUCGAAAAUAAAAUGUUAAUUUUACUCUGUU
This is a messenger RNA of Diachasma alloeum, 2664 nucleotides long. RefSeq names its product protein sly1 homolog (gene Slh). Gene Ontology annotation, cellular component: Golgi membrane; cytosol. Gene Ontology annotation, biological process: intracellular protein transport; endoplasmic reticulum to Golgi vesicle-mediated transport. The transcript has 7 exons. The record is from RefSeq and is a predicted model, not a curated record. Lineage: Eukaryota; Metazoa; Arthropoda; Insecta; Hymenoptera; Braconidae. Gene Ontology annotation, molecular function: syntaxin binding. The coding region runs from base 118 to 2001 and encodes 627 amino acids.